AGAGUCACCGUAUGCUGAGCAGUCAACAGCAUUUCUUGUUCCAAGAUUACCCUUCUGAGCACCUCUCCGGCUACCAAACUGCAGGGACCAUCAUAGCUUGACUCCGUUUCUCAGCUCCGAGUGUCAGAUAAGCCCACCACGCUGGGAUUGCAUUGGUCUCAUGAUGGCUCCCGACAUCAGCCGCUUCCUUUUGGCAGUGCUGUUUUCUGCCAGCUGUAGAGUCAUCAUCGCCUCGGAUCAGAUAUGCAUUGAGAAAGAAGCCAACAAAACCUACAACUGUGAAAAUUUUGGUCUCAGUGAAAUCCCCGACACUUUACCAAACACAACGGAAUCUUUGGAAUUCAGCUUUAAUUUUUUGCCUGCAAUUCAAAACAGAACAUUCAGCCGGCUCAUAAAUCUUACCUUUUUGGAUUUAACCAGGUGCCAGAUUAGCUGGAUACAUGAAGAUACUUUUCAAGGUCAUCGUCAAUUGAGCACACUUGUGUUGACUGGAAAUCCCCUGAUAUUCAUGGCAGAAACAUCACUUAAUGGGCCCAAAUCACUGAAGCAUCUUUUCUUAAUCCAAACAGGAAUAUCCGAUCUCAAGUUCAUUCCUGUACACAACCUGGAAAACUUGGAAAGUUUGUACCUUGGAAACAACCAUAUUUCCUCCAUGAAGCUCCCCAAAGCCUUCCCAACAAGGAAUCUGCAAGUACUGGAUUUUCAGAAUAAUGCUAUCCACUACUUCUCCAGAGAAGAUGUGAGGUCUCUGGGACAGGCCACCCACCUAAGUCUUAACUUCAACAGCAAUGACAUUAAAGCUAUUGAGCCUGGGGCCUUUGGUUCAACGGUUUUCCAAAGUUUGAACUUUGGAGGGACUUUUAACUUGUCUGUUAUAUUCGAUGGUCUACAAAACUCUACUACUCAGUCUCUCUGGCUAGGGACUUUUGAGGACAUGUAUGACCAAGACGUUAGUUCAGACAUGCUCAGGGGACUCUGUGAAGUGUCUGUUGAGAGCCUCAACCUGCAGAAGCACCAUUUCUCUGACUUCUCAUCCACCACGUUCCGGUGCUUCACCCGACUCCAGGAACUGGAUCUGACAGCGACUCACUUGUCAGAGCUACCCUCUGGGAUUGAAGGCAUGAACUCGCUCAAGAAAUUAGUACUCAAUGCAAAUAAUUUUGACCAAUUGUGUCAAGUCAAUGCUGCCAGUUUCCCCUCCCUUACACACCUUUCCAUCAAAGGCAACAUGAAGAAACUCCAGCUUGGUGUUGGCUGUUUGGAAAAGCUAGGAAACCUUCGGAAACUUGAUUUAAGUCAUAGUGACAUAGAAGCUUCUGACUGCUGCAAUCUGCCACUCAGAAAUCUGUCCCACUUGCAAAGCCUAAACCUGAGCUACAAUGAGCCCCUUGGACUCCAGCAUCAGGCGUUCAAAGAAUGUCCUCAGCUAGAACUCCUGGAUUUGGCCUUUACCCGCUUACGUGUAAAUCCUCCUCAAAGUCCUUUCCAAAACCUCCUUUUCCUGCAGGUUCUAAAUCUCUCUCACUGCUUCCUUGAUACCAGCAACCAGCAACUUCUAGCAGGCCUGCCGGUCCUCCGGCAUCUGAACUUGAGGGGGAAUCCCUUUCGAGAUGGGACUAUCCCAAAGACCAACCUGUUUCAGACAGUGGGUAGCUUGGAGGUUCUGAUUUUAUCGUCCUGUGCUCUCCUCUCCAUAGACCAGCAAGCAUUCCACAGCCUGAGGAACAUCAGUCAUGUGGACUUAAGCCACAACAGCCUGACAGGCGACAGCAUGGCUUCCCUCCGCCAUCUUAAAGGGAUCUACCUCAAUGUGGCCGCCAAUAACAUUCGCAUCAUCCCACCCCGUCUCCUCCCCAUCUUGUCACAGCAGAGCACCAUUAACUUAAGUCACAACCCCCUGGACUGCACUUGCUCAAAUAUUCAUUUCUUAACAUGGUUCAAAGAAAACCUGCACAGAUUUGAGGGCCCGGAAGACACCUUGUGUACAAAUCCCCCAUCUCUGAGGGGAGUUAAACUGUCUGACGUCCAGCUGUCCUGUGGGAUUACGGCCCUGGGCAUUUUCUUUCUCAUAGUAUUUUUAUUCUUGUUCACCGUUCUGCUCAUCUUUGCAGUUAAAUACCUUCUCAGAUGGAAGUACCAACACAUUUAGAGCUGGAGGUUUCCAGAGACGGCAAAUAAAUGUGUUGAGCAAAAUUGCUCAAGUGAAGGAACUGUCACCGAUUGGUGACCAGACUUUUCAGAGUAGUUCCUGGAGCUGGCCAGGGGCUCACUGUGCUUUUCUGAGCUUCUUACCCCUGUGAGUCCAGAGCUCACCGGCCUCCUUGGCA
Molecule: messenger RNA, 2327 nt
Organism: Carlito syrichta (Philippine tarsier)
Lineage: Eukaryota; Metazoa; Chordata; Mammalia; Primates; Tarsiidae
Gene: CD180
Product: CD180 molecule
Exons: 3
Coding region: 161-2149 (662 amino acids)
Biological process (GO): cellular response to lipopolysaccharide; positive regulation of lipopolysaccharide-mediated signaling pathway; B cell proliferation involved in immune response
Cellular component (GO): extracellular matrix
Molecular function (GO): protein binding
Source: RefSeq, a predicted model, not a curated record